Messenger RNA from Linum trigynum, 888 nucleotides. NCBI's taxonomy places the organism in Eukaryota, Viridiplantae, Streptophyta, Magnoliopsida, Malpighiales, Linaceae. The record is from the annotation of a GenBank genome assembly.
GCCAGGAAGCUCAUAAGUGUCGCCUCUAUUCCUUCCUUUCAGCAGCGGGGCCCCCGUGCUUAGGUCCUUCACAGCAAAAGAAUCGUCAAAAAAUUCAACCGAUACCGGAUUAGUAUGACAAAGCUUAGCGACGGAAAUAAGACACUUCUUAAGAGUAGGAACACAAAAAAAUAUCAUGAAGAGUGGGUGGCGUAGACUUAGACGAGCGUAAAUGAGAGGAACCAAUAUGGGUGAUACGCAUCGCCAAGAUAAACUUCAUCAGGCCCAUUGUAGUCAGAAUAGAGCCAAGGUUACCAAGAUCAGGAGUGAUGUGAUGAGUGGCAGCAGAAUCUAUCAACUAGGAGUCCUGACGAGGACCAGAAGAGGAGGAUGCCCUAGCGGUGUGAUUGGCUUAAGCAAGGCGCUCUUGAGGAAACAGUUGAUAGCACUGGCGAGCAUUGUAGCCAGGCUUUCCGCAAUACUGAAAGUAGACACGAGGACGAAGCUGCUCGCCACCAGAGUCAAGAGGACGGAGGUUCCCAUGGCAUAAGAGAUGAAGAGUAUCCGGGGGAUGGAGGCGGACCACUAGAGGAGGAACGGCCGCCACCCUGGCCGGGAGCACCACCACGACGGUAUCGAAAGGAUACCCUCCCGCGUUGAGUAGCAAAGGCGGUAGCAGGCUGAUCGCGAUGAGUGGCUUUGAUAUCAGCCUCGAGAGAGAUAAGACGAUCAAGUAAGUCUUCCAAGUUAGGAGGAACAUCACGAGCACGAAUUCCAACAGCGAACUUACGAUAAUCAUCACCAAGACCACGGAGACAAACGGUGACGAGCUCGUCAUUGAGAACAGGCGAGCCAGCAAGCGCUAUCUCAGCGGCGAUCGAGCGAAUGGACUAAACAAAGGCAACGACA